This is a messenger RNA of Argiope bruennichi, 1144 nucleotides long. RefSeq names its product eukaryotic translation initiation factor 2 subunit 1-like (gene eIF2alpha). The transcript has 8 exons. The record is from RefSeq and is a predicted model, not a curated record. The coding region runs from base 120 to 1067 and encodes 315 amino acids. Gene Ontology annotation, molecular function: ribosome binding; translation initiation factor activity; RNA binding. NCBI's taxonomy places the organism in Eukaryota, Metazoa, Arthropoda, Arachnida, Araneae, Araneidae. Gene Ontology annotation, cellular component: eukaryotic translation initiation factor 2B complex; multi-eIF complex; eukaryotic 48S preinitiation complex.
AUCUUUCGACACACGGUUACAAACAUCAAUCUUUUCGGCUCGUGUGCUGUACUCAUUUCAACAAAAAUAAAUAUUGUACAUAUUUUUAUAGAAAUUCAUUGUAAAAAUAGAAGUCCAAGAUGCCACUUUCAUGUCGCUUCUAUUCCCAAAAAUAUCCCGAGGUGGAGGAUGUGGUGAUGGUUAAAGUGCGAUCUAUUGCAGAAAUGGGUGCUUAUGUAUCUCUUCUAGAAUACAAUAACAUUGAAGGAAUGAUUCUGUUGUCUGAACUGUCUCGUAGGCGUAUUAGAUCCAUAAAUAAGUUGAUCCGUGUAGGCAGAGAUGAGUGUGUUGUAGUAAUAAGAGUGGACAAAGAAAAGGGAUAUAUUGAUUUAUCUAAAAGAAGAGUAUCACCUGAAGAUAUUGAAAAGUGUGAAGAAAAAUUUGCAAAAGCAAGAGCUGUGAAUAGUAUUCUCCGCCAUGUGGCAGAAAUUCUUAAAUAUGAAACUGAUGAAGAAUUAGAAGAUUUGUAUAGGAAAACAGCAUGGCAUUUUGAUGAAAAAUUUAAGAAACAAGCCAGUUCUUAUGAUAUUUUUAAACAUGCUGUCAAUGAUCCAAGUAUUUUAGAUGAAUGUAAUUUGGAUCCUGAUACAAAAAGUACACUUUUAGCAAAUAUCAAAAGAAGGUUGACACCACAAGCUGUCAGAAUAAGAGCUGAUAUUGAAGUUGGCUGCUAUGAUUAUGAAGGUAUCGAUGCAGUCAAAAAUGCUCUGAGAGCAGGGAUUAAUUGUUCUACUGAAGAUAUGCCGAUAAAGAUCAAUUUAAUAGCUCCUCCUCUGUAUGUAUGUACUACAACAACAAUGGAGAAGUCUGAUGGACUUAAAGCUUUACAAAAUGCACUUAAUGAAAUUCAGAAUAAGAUCAAAGAAUAUGAUGGUGUUUUUAAUGUAGUGACAGCUCCUAAAGUGCUUACUGAUCUUGAUGAAGCUGAAUUAGCAAGACAUUUUGACAAACUUGAAAUGGAAAAUGCUGAAGUAUCUGGCGAUGAAGAUGAGGAAGAUGAAUCAGAAGAUGAAAAAAUUGAAGAAUAAAGUAUUAUUAUUAUUGUUAUUGUGGUUCAUUUUAUUUAAAGAUGGUGUCUCUUAAUAAAAAUUUUGUUAAGUUCUUA